Messenger RNA from Monoraphidium neglectum, 2697 nucleotides. Its product is annotated as Bromodomain-containing protein 9. The transcript has 4 exons. NCBI's taxonomy places the organism in Eukaryota, Viridiplantae, Chlorophyta, Chlorophyceae, Sphaeropleales, Selenastraceae. The coding region runs from base 1 to 2697 and encodes 898 amino acids. Gene Ontology annotation, molecular function: protein binding. The record is from RefSeq and is a predicted model, not a curated record.
AUGCCAGCAAGCGAUUUGGCCACGCCACCACGACCAGCGAACAUGGUGGAGGGAGAGCCCGCGGGCCAGCUCUCUGAGGCCGCGCGGCAUGGCCUGGACGUCGUGUUGGGGAUCAUAAACAGGCUGCGCGGCCUGGACCCCCCGCGCGUGUUUUGGGAGCCUGUCGUGGGCGUCGUCGGCUAUGCGGAGAAGAUCAAGCACCCCAUGUCGUUCCGCGUCAUGGAGAACAAGCUGCGCGCCCGCGAGUACCGUACGUGGCGGUCCUUCACCUCCGACUUUGAGCUCAUCUGCACCAACGCCAAGACGUUCAACUCGCCAAACAGCCAGGUGUGGAAGCUUGCUGGCCAGCUGCAGCGCGCGGGCCGCAAGCUUUUGCAGGCAGAGGAGCUGGCGGGGCGGCGUGCCCUGUACGAGCUGCACCCCCAGGGCCCGCGCACCGCGGCGGCAGAGGAGGAGGCGCAGAUCCUGAAGGACGCCGGCGACCCGGCGCGCAGCAGCGGCGUCCUGAUCGGUGCCACGACGUCGCUCGACGGCGGCGCGGCGCGCAGCGAGGACGGCGAGGCCGGCGUCGUGGACGGGCGCGCGGCGGGCGGCGGCAAUGGCGGUGCAGAGGAGGACGUCGCGGCCAUGCCGGCGCCGCCGGACGAGGAUGCUGCUGCGGCGGCGCGGCUGUGGGAGCCUGAGGAGCGGCUCCCCGGCAGCAACGACUGGGGCCUGCUGUUCAGAGAAGCCCCAGACCCAAGCAUGGACAGUGUAAUGCAGCAAGCGCGCCUUUCGGCGCUGCAUCUGCCAUAUGCGCUUGCCACGGGACCGGCGGCGGCAGCAGCGGCUGCGGCGGUGGCCCCAUCUGUUGCGCGGUCGACAGACGCGCGUGCGCAACAGCAGUCGGUCCAGGAAGCGGGUCAGCAGCAGCAGCAGCAGCAGCAACAGCGGCAGCAAUUGCAGCAGCAGCAGCAGCAGCAACAGCAGCAGCAGCAGCAGCAACAGCAGCAACAGCAGCAGCCGCAACAGCAGCAGCCGCAACAGCAGCAGCCGCAGGAACCUGGGCAGCCGCAAGGUUCAGCACAACAGCAGCAGCAGCAGCAGCAGCAGGAGGGGAAUGGGAACCAGCAGCAGGGCGCAACUCGGGACGCCGACAACAAGCUCGGACAGGUGCAGCAGCGGGAAGGCACGGACAAGCAGGAGCAGCCUUCCAGCGACGGUGGCGGGGUCGCAGGGGAGGCAGCGGCGGACGGAACCGACAAGUCCGACUUGCGUCAAGCGCAGCAGCAGCCGCAGCAGCCGCAGCAGCCGCCACCGCCGCAACAGCAGCAGCAGCAGCAGCAGCAGCAGCAAACACCGCAGCAGCAGCAACAACAACAGCAGCAGCAGCAGCAGCCAGCGGCCCGCUCCGCGGCGCAGGCUGCAGGCGCGCCGCCCGCGCCCGCCCCACCCGGCUUCGACCCCGCCGCGUUUGAGGCCGAGCCCGCAGCCGUGUUUGGCUCUCUGGAGGUCGUCGAGAAGCAGCUGGCAGACAUGCGGCUGCGCCUCGCAGCGGCGUUUGGCAUUGAGGUCAGCGCGGCGCCAAACGGCGUGCGCCUCGGGCCUUACGCGAUGGCCAAGCUGGCUGGCAAGCGGGGCCUCGAGCAGUUUGGCACUUUCGGUGGCGGCGCCGGCGCAAGCGGUGGCGGCGGCGGCGGCGGCGGCGGGCGGCUGGCGCGGGAGGGGUCGAUGUCGCUCAAGCGGCGGCGCGUGGGGUCGUCGGUGAUCGAUGACGAGCUGGUGCUCAGCCCCACAGCGCCGCGCAUGCUGGAGCGACCGGUGGUCAACAUCCACAUUCCCCCGGUCCGGGAGCUCCCCGCCGAGCAGCUCAAGGCGCGGCUGGUCGCCAUGACCACUUGGAACACCGCCUACUCGCAGCUCGGCGACGCCGCCCUGGCCAAGCCGCCGGCCGACGUGUCGCGCGCGCUCGCGGCCCUGGAGGAGAGCAGCGGCGACGAGGAGAGCGGCGACGAGUACUACCGCGCGCUGCACAGGGUGAUGGAGGAGGAGGAGGCGCGGCGGCUCAGCGGGUUCGCCGGCACGGGCGCGCAGCGCGGGCGGAACCAGAACAAGGCGCAGCCGGGCGACGGGAAGGACGGAGGCGUGGCGGGCCCGCCGGAGAAGAGGGGCGCGCCGGAGAAGCGCGGCGUGCCGGAAAAGCGCAGCAGCGGCGGCGGCGGCGCGCCGCCCAAGCCGCCGUCCAAGGCUCCGCUCAAAUCUGCAGGGUGGGGCGUGGCGGCGGCGCAAGCGGCAGCCGCGGCUGCAGAACCGCCGACCCCAACGCCGACACAGGCGCAGCAGCAGUCUGCGGUGCAGCCGCAGGAGCAGCAGCAGCAGCAGCAACUCCAUCAGGCGCAGGAGGGAGGGGACGGGCAAGCUGUUGCGGCCGUUCCCGAACCGGCAGCGUCAGAUGGCAUGUCGCCGGGCGGGCCUUUUGGCGGUCAGGCCACCACGCCAACUGUGGUCAAGCGCGCAACAGCGUCCGGCCCCGCGGCGGCUGCACUCAAGCGCGCCGGCAGCGGCUCGCUCUCGACGCGGUCGUCGCAGCAGUUGCAGGACCAGCAGCAGCAGGCGCCGCAGCAGGCGCAGCAGCCGGACCCGCAGGGCCGUGCCACGCGGCAGCAGGCGCAGCCGCAGAAGGCGACGAGCGCGCGGCCGGCCCGCACGCCGCGUUGA